Molecule: messenger RNA, 1275 nt
Organism: Brachypodium distachyon (stiff brome)
Lineage: Eukaryota; Viridiplantae; Streptophyta; Magnoliopsida; Poales; Poaceae
Product: myb-related protein 306
Exons: 2
Coding region: 189-980 (263 amino acids)
Biological process (GO): response to auxin
Source: RefSeq, a predicted model, not a curated record
UAGACGACAGAUAGCAAGUGAAAAGGCCGGAGCUCAGGGCUCAGCUCACCUCACUCCUUCUCUUAUUUCUUUCUAUAUAUACACAGAAAGAGAUGGAACUAUGGCCUGUAUUUAGCUAGACAUAUCACAUAUACAGAGAGAGUGAUCAUACCAGAGAAAGAGAGCUAGAUCAGUGAUAUAAUAUAUCAAUGGGGAGGCCGCCGUGCUGUGACAAGGUGGGGGUGAAGAAGGGGCCAUGGACGCCGGAGGAGGACCUCGUGCUGGUCUCCUACGUGCAGGAGCACGGGCCGGGCAACUGGCGGUCGGUGCCGGCGAGCACGGGGCUGGCCCGGUGCAGCAAGAGCUGCCGCCUCCGGUGGACCAACUACCUCCGCCCUGGCAUCCGCCGCGGCAGCUUCACGCCCCAGGAGGACGCCGUCAUCGCCCACCUCCAGUCCCUCCUCGGCAACAGGUGGGCGGCGAUCGCGACGUACCUGCCGAAGAGGACGGACAACGACAUCAAGAACUACUGGAACACGCACCUCAAGAAGAGGCUCCAGAAGCAGCAGGCCGUGGGCGCCAUCUUCGCCCCGCCGCCGACCGAAUCCGCCGCCUGCUCCUUCUCCUCGCCUUCGUCGUUGUCCUAUGCAUCCAGCGUCGAUAACAUCUCCAGGCUGCUCGACGGCUUCAUGAAGGCCUCCCUGCCGCCGCCAGCCUCCUCGGCACCGACAACGCAAUCAUCACAGAGCGUCUCCGACGCCAAAGACAAGCCCGGCCACGCCGCCGUCCAUUUCAUCGAUGCCGAUGAGUAUCCUAUGUUCCCCGCCUUCCACGACGAUGGCUGCUGCAUCUCCGGCAGCUUUGCCAGCGAUCAGCAGCAGCAGGUGCCACUGUCUUCGAUCGAAGAGUGGCUGUUCGACGAGGCGGUGGAGCCCAAGAUGAUGGAUCAGCUGGCGUCAUCGUCCGACGAAUGCUACUCCCUCGUGCCAAUGCUGUUCUGAAAAUAAAAAAGAUUACUCCCUCCGAUCCAACAACAAAAGAUGUCUCAAGUUUGUCAAUUUGGAUGUAUUUAUACAUGACUUACAGCAUGUUUGGGACGAGCUCCACUUCACAGCUUCACCCCUGAAGCAGUUGAAGUUGUUCCAAACAUUCCAAACUUCAUUUGUUAGGUGAAGUGAAGUAGCACACCUUUCUAGUUCAUUUUACUGGAGUGAAGAAAGAGAUGCUUCACCUGCUCCACUUCACCUAAAAUUAGAUAUAUUUACCCACCAAAGUGAUACCCAACCGUUAUAUUUC